UAAGCCCACGUCCACACUACAGCUUAAAAUCGAUGUUAUUAAAAUCGAUUUUAUAAUACAGGAUUUAUAAAAUCGAUUUUACGCGUCCACACUAGGGCACCUUACGUCGGUGGUGUGCGUCCACGUUCCCUGGCGUCCAUCGAUUUCAGGAGUGUUGCACUCUGGGUACCUAUCCCACAGUUCCUGCAGUGUUCCCUGACCCUUGGAAUUAUGGGUUACCACCCCAGUGCCUGAUGGGGCAAAAAUCACUGUCAUGGGUGGUUCUGGGUACAGCCUCACCCCCUCCCUUCCUGAAAGCAGCAGACAGCCAUUUCGCACGUUUUUUACUGGGUGAAGUGAGCAAACGCCAUUUUGCAGCAAGCAUGGAUCCUGGUCAGAUCUUUACCUUGAUCGCGGAUGUUGUAAACAGUUCACGCAUUCUCCUGCUGUCUAUGCUGAACCAUGAGCCAGAAAUGCAGGAGAGCAUGCUGCUGCGCGGCGACUAGAGUGAUGAGGACUUGGAGAACGAGUUCUCCGAAACCGCGGGCCCCCGCGCUUUGGAGCUCCUGAUGGUAAUGGGGGAGGUUCUACCUGUUCCUCGCCAAUUUUGGGCCCGGGAAACAUGCACAGACUGGUGGGACCGCAUAGUCUUGCAGGUGUGGGACGAUUCGCAGUGGCUGCGGAACUUUUGCAUGCGUAAGAGCACUUUCUUCGAACUUUGUGACUUGCUUUCCCCUGUCCUGAAACGCCAUAAUACCAGGAUGAGAGCAGCCCUCACAGUGGAGAAGCGAGUGGCAAUAGCCCUCUGGAAGCUUGCAACGCCAGACAGCUACCGGUCAGUCGGGAAUCAAUUUGGAGUGGGCAAAUUUACUGUGGGGGCUGCUGUCCUGGAAGUAGCCAAAGCAAUCAUUAAGCUGCUGCUACGAAAGGUUGUGACUCUGGGAAACGUGCAGGUCAUAGUGGAUGGCUUUGCUGCAAUGGGAUUUCCUAACUGUGGGGGGGCCAUAGAUGGAACCAAUAUCCCUAUCUUGGCACCGGAGCACCAGGGCGCCCAGUACAUAAACCACAAGGGGUACUUUUCAAUGGUGCUGCAAGCACUGGUGGAUUACAAGGGACGUUUCACCAACAUCCACGUGGGAUGGCCAGGAAGGGUUCAUGACGCUCGUGUCUUCAGAAGCACUACUCUGUUUAAACGGCUGCAGCAAGGGACUUACUUCCCAGACCAGAGAAUUACAGUUGGAGAUGUUGAAAUGCCUAUAGUUAUCCUGGGGGACCCAGCCUACCCCUCGAUGCCCUGGCUAAUGAAGCCAUACACAGGCAGCCUGGACAGUGGUCAGGAGUUGUUUAACUACAGGCUGAGCAAGUGCAGAAUGGUGGUAGAAUGUGCAUUUGGCCGUUUGAAAGGGCGCUGGAGAACCUUACUUACUCGCUCAGACCUCAGCCAAACCAAUAUCCUCUAUGUUAUUGCUGCUUGCUGUGUGCUCCACAAUUUCUGUGAGAGUAAGGAGGAGACCUUUAUAGCGGGGUGGGAGGCUGAGGCAAAUCACCUGGCCGCUGAUUAUGCGCAGCCAGACACCAGGGCAAUUAGAAGAUCACACCAGGAAGCGGUGCGCAUCAGAGAAGCCUUGAAAACGAGUUUCAUCAUGGGCCAGGGUACGGUGUGACUGCUGUGUUUCUUUCCCCUUAAUUAACCCCCCCCCCAAUGUAUUGACUCCUGCUGCUACAAGCAAGCUUCCCUCCACCCUUCCAGAACAUCUUGCUUACUAUCGUUACCAACCCACCCUCCCACUGCCUUUGAAUAGCAUGUCCUAAGAUUAAAAGAAAUGAAAAGGUACCCCGGGAGUGGUUUGGGAGGAGUAUAGGAGGGAAGAAAAAUGCCAUUAAGGGCAUUUCAA
Messenger RNA from Gopherus flavomarginatus (Mexican gopher tortoise), 1874 nucleotides. RefSeq lists its product as uncharacterized. The record is from RefSeq and is a predicted model, not a curated record. The coding region runs from base 549 to 1643 and encodes 364 amino acids. The transcript is spliced from 2 exons. NCBI's taxonomy places the organism in Eukaryota, Metazoa, Chordata, Testudines, Testudinidae.